CGCACCCGAGGGCACCCGAGCGCCGCCGAUCGCCCGGCGGGCAGCGAGCGGACGCGCCGCGCUCAGUGGGGGCUGACCGAGCGAGCCGCCAGCGCGUGGGACUGCGUGUGCGUGCGUGCGUGCCUGCGUGUGAGUGCGUGCGACGCGCCGACCGCGGCGACGCCGACGCCGGCUGCCAGUCGGACGCUGGCCAGCCCAGCCAUCACGUCGCGGCCGCACCUGUUUACGCUCCGCCGCUCCACUGUGCGGACGCUAGCGCGUCGCUACCGAGGCAGAUACCUACGCCACCCCUCCUGUCAGGGGGUGGUGGUGACGCACCACCGUUUAUUUCUCCUCCACGCUCACCGCCAAAAAGCACCAGGACCGAAAAUGACUGACCACUGGCGAGUAGUGGGAGGACACAUUUACAAUCGACAACACGUCAAGUGAUCUGUUACUUUUGUUUUUGUUGUUAUCAGACUUUUUUUUUCCUCAUCGGGUGUUUUUUUGUGAAAAUUUUUGUUCCGUUUCCCGUCGGGAGGGUCUGUUAUAUUCGGAGGGGGACGACAAUUUCUCAUUGCUGAAGACACGCAAGAAGAAUCGCCGACGGACCGACGAUGAGGAUUAAGAUGCCUGCUGUGCGCAUAGCGCAAGCAGACGCCGAGUCGCCGCCCGGACAGGACACGCUGACAUGCGGCGGCUGCGCCAAGGCGUUCGCGCUCGCCGACAUCGUGCGCUUCAUCCAGCACAAGGUGCUCUCCUGCGCCGCCGCCCCCGCCGCCUCCGCCGCCUCCACCACCGCCCCCGGCACGCCCUGCAACAACAACAACAACAACAGCGGCGCCGCCGCCAAGGACGACUACGACAGCGACGGCGGUAGCACCGGUGGGGUGGUGAGCUCUCGCCGGCCCAGCAUUUCGGCGCCCAUCACGACGCGGAAGGCGCGCCCGCCUCCCGCCGCCUCCCCGUCCGCCCCCGGGGGCGGCGAGGCGUCGCCGCUGCCGCUGCUGCCGAUGCUGUCGCCGCCGCCGCCCAGCUCGACGCCCAAGCGUCGCGGCGCCGACAGCGACGACGAGGAAUCGCUGGCCGACGCGAAGCCACCGCGCGGGCUCGUCAAGCUAGAGGACGCCGCCUCCUCGCCCGAGGACUCCGCCUCCGGCGUCAAGCGCUGCAAGACCGACGUCGCCGACGCUGAGUCCAACACCACCAACUCAGAACCCACCAGCCUGGUGUGCUACACGUGCAAGCUGCGGCUGCAGUCCGCGUGGCGCCUGGUGCAGCACGUCCAGACCUGCCACGGCGUCCGCCUCUACGAGUCCAGCCUCGUCGGGGGCGGCGUCGGCCUGCCCUCGCCGCAGAGGCCCGCCGCGCCGCUGCCGCUGUCGCUGGUGCCCGGCGGCAGCUCGGCGGCCGCCAACACGUCGGGAGGCUCGCUCUCGUCGGGCUCGUCGGCCUCGUCGGGCUCGCCCGUCUGCUCGUCGGUCGGGCCGGGAAACGGGCUGGGAGGCGCCGGGAGCACAAGCUGCCUCCUGCCCCCGCCCGGCGCCUCCUCUCUCCUCCAUCCCCCCUCCAGCUGCAGCAGCACCAACACCACCGGCUCGCCGCUACUCCUCCACCAGCGCCCCAGCAGCCGGGGCCCCUGUGUGGAGGCGGCCUCCCUGCUUGGGCUGCCCUGUACGCAGCCGCCGCCCAGCUCAGCAGUCAGCGCCUGCUCCUCCAGCAGCACCAUCAUCAGCAGCAACAGCAGCACCAGCUGCAGCAGCACCACCACCAGCGCCACCAGCAGCGCCAACCCGUUUGGCGUGGGUGGCCUCCUGCGGGGGCUGCCGGCGGCGGCCCUGGACCAGCGACCGACGGCUCCGGGGACGACGCACCCCUUCCCGGCGGGCCUGUUCGCGCGGCCUUCUAGCCUGCCUCCGCCCCCGCCACCCCCGCUGCCGCACCACGACCCGGCGGCGCCGUCGGCGUCUGCACCGUCUACGCCGAGCCACCAUUUCCGUAGUAUGGAGCAGCUGGUGCAGGAGCAGCUGCGUCUCAACCCGCUGGCCGCUGCCGCCGCCGCCGUCGCAGCCGCCGCCGCCUCCUCCUCGUCGACGAGCUCCCCGUCGCCGUCGGCCGUCUCGUCGCUCGUCGCGUCGGCGUUCGCGCCGUCGGCUCAGCCGCUCGACAGGAUAGCGGCGGCCGUGGCGGCGGCGACCGCGGCUGUGCCCGGUGCCGGGGGGCGGGAGGCGGCGCCGCCCACGCUCGACUUCUACUCGCAGAGGCUGCGACAGCUGGCUGGCACCACCAGCCCGGGGGCCGGGGCCGGCACCGGAGGCGGAGGCGGCCUGGCCACGUCGCCCUCGCCGCGCAAGCAGAUGCUGACGCCGCCCUUUGGCAGCCCACCCCCACACCACCCCCAGCAGCGGCACGCCACGCCGCCCCCGUCACUGCCCCCCAUGUCCUCCUCCACCUCUACCGUGCCCACCGCCUCCACCUGCAUUCCAUCUACCUGCGCCGCCCCCACAGGACACACCACCAGCCCUGCCGACGCUUCGUCGCCUCUCGCGUUGUCUCUUGAAAAGCAGCAGCAGACGCCGCCCUCGGCAGGCAGCGACCAUCAGCCGGCGCCCGGGACGCCCAAUCCGCGACCCUCGUCCCCGCGGACGCCGCCCACGGCCGCUGCGCCGACGCCCUCGGACUCCGGCACAGCCGCCCCCGACGACGCCGGUGCCGCCGCCCCCGCCGACGGCGGCGUCGCGCAGAGCGGGCCGCUGACACCGUCCGCCGAGCCCGGCUCUCCGGGACCGGACGCGGUGCGCGCCUGCGAGUUCUGCGGCAAGAAGUUCCGCUUCCAGAGCAACCUGAUAGUGCACCGGCGCACCCACACGGGCGAGAAGCCGUACAAGUGCGCCGUCUGCAACCACGCGUGCACGCAGUCCUCCAAGCUGAAGCGCCACAUGAAGAUCCACCGGCACUCGGCGUCUGCGCUGGCGCGCGUCACGCGCAGCUCGGUGGCCGCCGCGGCCGCCGCCGCCGCCGCCUCCGACGGCACCGCGCCCGACGCCACCUCGCACAACAACAACAACAACGGCAGCAACCACACGACGCCCGAAAACGCGUCGCGCACGGGGAGCGUCGAGGCGCUGGACGACGACGACGGCGACGAGGACGACGAAGACGAGGAGGAGGAGGAAGACGACGACGACGACGACGAGGAGGAGGAGGAGGAGGAGGAGGAGAUGGAGCUGGAGGAGGAGGACGAGGACGAUCUGGACGACGACGACCUCGGGGACGGCGACGGGGACGCGCCCGAGGACCUCACCACCAAGUCGACUUCGUCCACUCCGCCGGGCAACGUCACGUCCGGCGGCGGCGGUCAAGGAGACGGCAAGUCCGGAAGCGGCGCGGGGACCCCGAGGCCCGCCUCCGGUGCGCCGGCCACGCCGCUGGAGAAGAUCUCUAACCAGGGUUCACUGGUGGGCGAGCUGAUCGACAAGUUCGGCCUGAGCAACAUCCAGCAGUACAGCGAGGCGUACAAGCAGGCGCUGCAGGAGUCGGUGGUCGGUUCGCAGCACCACCCGAACCACCACCACCAUCACCACCACCCUCACUCCCAGACACCCCACAGCCUGAUGCAGCUGAAAGAGGAGAUCCUCGCGGGCCACCACGGGCAGCACCGCUCUGCUCUCAUUUCGGACAACAACAACCAGAAACACCUGUCGACCAGUGCACUGCUGUCAGCGACGAGUAAGGAAAACGGCCUCACUGUGGAGAAGUCGGCGGCAGCGAUGCGAUUCCGUGAGGAGUUCGCGAAAAAUAUGAUGGCUGCGGGCCAACCGCCUCUGGACUUAAUGGGAGCCCCGCACGGCCUGUUCGGCGCGGCUGCGGCCGCAGCUGCCGCCGCCGCCGCUUUCGACUCCUCUUCGCCGUCGGCCGGCGCCUACGACGCCGCCAGCAAGAGGAUCAAACUGGAGUUGGACCACCACACGUCAUCCGUGUCGCAGCCGGCGCGAAGCGACCGAGCCGGUGACGGUCCGGGCAGCGGACUCUAUGCCGGACUGUGGUUGCCCGCAAUGGCGGCGGCGGCGCACCACCGCGACCACCUCUUCGGCGGUGCAGGGGCGGGUGACACGGUGGAUCUCCUGGCGAACCACCACCGCAAGGACUCGCUGCUCAAGGUGGGCAAGUCCGGGCCCAGCCCGUCCACCCUCGCGGCGGCCCUCAACCUGGGCCUUCCACCCACGUCGGCUGCGGCAGCGGCCGCCGCCGCAGUCGCCGCCCAGCAGCAGCAGCAACAGCAGCAGCAGUCCCUCAAGAAGGACACGCGCCGCAACGACACCUGCGAGUUCUGCGGCAAGGUGUUCAAGAACUGCAGCAACCUCACCGUGCACCGGCGCUCGCACACGGGGGAGAAGCCCUACAAGUGCGAGCUGUGCUCGUACGCGUGUGCCCAGUCGUCCAAGCUGACGCGCCACAUGAAGACGCACGGCCGCCUGGGUAAGGACGUGUACCGCUGCCGUUUCUGCGAGAUGCCCUUCUCUGUGCCGUCGACGCUCGAGAAGCACAUGCGCAAGUGCGUGGUGAACCAGAACAGCAAGGCGGCAGCCGCAGCCGCGGCGGCGGCGGCAGCGGCGGCGGCGGCGGCCGCCGGGGGCGGACACCUGCCGCUGGUCGGAGACGACACCGGCGACUCGUCCGCCUCCGCCACCAAGGACGCCACAUGACUCUUCCCGUGGGGAGGGUUCCGCCACGUGCCCCCGCCGCCACUGCCGCUGCCGCCGCCGCAGAGCAUCUACUGAGAGUCGGCCUCCCUCCUGCCGCCCCCGCAUGCUGCCCCCCACGCCCCUGCGCUCGUCGGCUGGGGGCGCGGUGGCCGGGGCGCCAGGAGGGGUCGCAGGCCGGCUGCCAGCAGCUUCGCAGCAGUGCUGUCCUCCCACCACCACCCACACAACCCCCAUUUUGCAGCACCGUCUCCACUGCCACCGCACCCUCUGCAGCACCAGUCACUCCUCCAGCCGCCUCAGCACCAUCACCAGCAGCCGUCUCCAGUGUUCCCACAGCUCUCCGAAUUUGGACAGCGUCUCGAAGAUGUUGUCCCCUUUUCGGCAGCCGCCCAUUUCUUCAGACCGUAUUAUCCUUAGAACGUGGGGCUUCAGUGGAUUCGGUGGUACAGCAGCUUGAACCUGAUUUACUCUCACACACAUCACUUUUGCUUCCUUAAGGCUCCCUAAACAACUAUUCUUCCCUCCUAUCUCCUUGAAACUACUUGAACUUCACUAACGUUAUUCAUUACAAAUAAUAUUGCUGGACCAAAUUCUUUGUUUUCAGGUUUAUAUCAUUUCCUGGAUACUGGACUAAGCUCCAGCAUCAUAUCCUCUUGGACAUUCAGCCUUACAGUUUUCGUACUUAUGUCUUGUCAACUCCCCAUCCUUGCUCGUCAUGCAUCUUGAACCCUUGCCAUUUCUGUUCCCUUGCCUUCAGAUUCCCAAUACACGUAUAGUUAUGUUCUAUUUGUGUCCUUACUCAGGGCAAAUAAGCGAUAUGCAGAUAAUACACUGAAAACUAUUUGCAGCAUUAACACAGCAGUAAAUUUCAAACAUUCCACCUAUCUCUUCAUACAACACAGUUACCGCUAAUCCUAUUUCCUUAAUCAAUGGGUAGUUAUCAGAUAAAUCACCCACAUUCUCCUCCCACAGCGUACCUGUGUCUGACUGCAGUGUACCUAAGUUCCUAGUGGCGGGAAACCUCCCCUUGGUCAGGUUUGGCCAAAGAAAAAGAGACACGUGCAUUUCUGAAUUUCACUUUGUUGAAUUUCAGACAAGGACAGUUUCGUAAUUUCCGUGGAAUGUACAUUAUUAUUGUGUCUGUAAAUGCCAAGAGAAAUGAAGAAAUAACAGAAACAUUCAGAUCUGGUAUUUGUGAGUUUUUCCCCUAACGUACAGUAUGCAGCUCAAGACAUUUAGCCAUUGUUGUCAGUGGACGAUACUGCACACUUUGGGCAUGCUUAGCUGCGCAGGUACGAAAUGUAUCGGACUGAAAGUGGAAAUAACGUGCAAAGUUUCCUCAGAAAGAAUCUUCAGGUGAAAAACUGCGUUCUAUUCGAGAAAGUUCCAUAACAAAUAUAAUGAAACUAGUGAGAAGGAUGAAACGGACAUCUUCCUAUUUUUUGUAUUAUAUGAUCAGUAAAAUGAAUGUAACUGAUACCAAAGCAUUUGUGUAAAGUGUAAACAUGUUUCAAUAACUCGUUUGUAGACAAAUACAUAUUGGUAUCCUAUGUAGAAUAUUAAUAUCAUUAAUGAUAUAAUCAUCAUUAUUAUAAUAUAUUAUAUUCGAAAUUAAAGAUUUUUGGGGUGAUUAUUACGACCUAUGUUAUUUUAAACUUAUGUUGGGGUUCUUGUUGUUUGUAUCUCUAGCAUGAGCUGGUGGUAUGACACUGUUUUGUUUCUUAUGCGAGUUCUCAUUCUUGGAGAAAAAUGAGCAUGUGUUAAAGGUGAAAGCUAGAUCUGAGUGGAUGGCCUUGAUUUACAUUUGAGUGAGAAAGACUGAAAAAUAAUUUCACUAUAUACAUACUAUUAUAAUAUUUAUUCCAAAUAACUGAGGUUGCUUACCAAAAAUAUUUUCCUCUUGAGUGAUGGAUUAUGAGAAAUAAUGUAUGCUACACUAACCACUUCUGAAAAUAUUUGUAUUUAGUAGAUAACAUUAGGGUCUGAGUGAUUAUUUAAUUUUUCUACUAUUCUGAAACAUUUUAUUUUCAUUAUCAACAUGUAAUUAGUCACUGAAGAUGAACUAUAUGUUCCUAAUAGGUGUAGCAACAUUUACAGACACAGCCAUUCCAGAAGCUACCAUAUUUAGGAUCUUACCUGAAGUUAUUCACUGUACAUUCCAAGAAGUCAGUGAUAUAGACACAUGCAUCACCAGCUGAAAAUUUAACUGUUGGUGAUACGUGAAUCAUCUGACCACAAGACUGCUCAGAAAUAAAAUACUUGUACUCUUUACAGAAUUGAAAUAUUGCCAUGAUUUUAAUUCCUGUGUAUAAAAGACAAAUGAGUUCACAAAACUGCCAAGAAAUUUCACUCUUUCAUUUUGCAUUUGUAGUAUGAUCACAUCACUGAUAUUUAAAUAUCUGAAGUUACUGAGGAACUGAAUUUUAACAGUAUUGUGUGGAAUAAUUCUGACUUUUUCACUGUAUGCAUUGUUUGAUGGCAUUCUCUUUUUCUAAUUUUUGUUCAAGACCUAAUUAUAAUUCAUGCAAAUGUCUUAUAUCUAUGUGACUACACCAGUUUCCCUGAAUAGUCAUUUUCAGUACUUCAGCUGAUGAAUCUUGACUUAUUAUUGUAUCAUUAUAUGCUGCAUCGUUAUGCAACACAAGUAUAUGUGUACAGUUUAACUCGGUGGAGCCUUGAAUGUAUGUGAUGCUCAACAUCAUAUGAUGUUACUGUAGGCAGAAAUUCAUCUAAUGGGCAGUUGAAAAUGACUUGUCAAGGAAUGUGUAGUCUUAUAUAUUUUAGAUGGAGUUUGACUGCAAUCAGCCUUUAUUGUCCAAACUGUGCUCAUUGUUGCCCUAUUCCUAACUCAGGAUAUAUGAACGGUAUAGGGUCAUUACUUUAUUUUUCUACCACAGUUAAUUUGUUACAGCCACGAAUGUCAGUUCACUCCAAAGAUCCAUGAAAAUGUAGGUUUUAUUGUAGCAGAAACAUUCAAUAAUUCUGUGAAAGUUGCACUGUGCUCUGACAAUUAGAAGUCAGGCAUUCACAAUGAGAUUUUUCUUUAUUUUUAAAAUAUUUAGCUGGAGUGUUAUCUUUAAACUAAUAAUACUGCCUUAGAAAGAUAUUUCCCAAAAUGAGAUAAAAUUCUGUAAUCAUUUCCAAUUUUGCAAUUUGUAAAUAUGUAGGUAUAUAAUUUGCUGGAAACUAUUAAAACACAUCACCAUAUGAUGACCGAAAGUCAUUAAGUAAAUGAAUACGUUCACACAACUCAGUUUAAUAAAAUGGUUUCUUGAAUAAGUCUGCUGUAAAAACUACUUUUUCCAGCAGAUCUUUGGGGCUAACUGAUAACCUGCGCUAUGGCACUCACAAUUAAACUUGAAGGUGAUGAAAUAUGUAGCUGUAAUUGUUUAAGAUCAAUUGAAUGUCAUAAGCAGUGCUCUGUGCCACAUUUGACAUCGAUCUAAGAUCUGUGAACUUUUUGUACUAUUUCCCUAUUAAUAAGUUUUUUUCUGCCUUACACAAAAACUUUAAUGUGACUGAAUGAAAACUUUAACAACAUAACAAACAUUCUCCUUAAAACUGAAGUUACUAUAAAGUGAUACUGGUUCAAAAGAUAUGAAUAAUACACAAUAGAGAAAAAAAUUUUAAUUUUCAAACAAGAUGAAUUACCUCUCAUUCUAUCUACUGACUUCAUCUUUUAUUCUUUGUGAUAUCCACUUUAAGACACAUCUGGAGAAAUUUUUGAAGGAAAGAGUUCAUCAUUUAUAAUCUUCCAUUUCUAUAUGCUUCGUGUGCUGUGCUCAAGCUUUUUAUUUGUAAUUUCAAGUCGUUUCUCAUUGUAAAUUGAGACAAUAAGUGAAAAUUUAUGUAAAAAGACAUUUUAUAAAAUUUUUAAUUCAUUUCAGCUUUGGUCUAGCUGAAAACAUGUCUUUAUAUAAUAGCUAUAAGGAAAAGAACGUUCAUUAAACUACCUACUCUGUAGUUCCCCUAGUAAUCUCAAUGACACUGUGACUGUAUACUUCGUUGCAUAAUCAGUAUCAAGUAAUUUUGCUUCUACUUCUGUGAUUAAUUUUCCAGAUGGCAAAUUUAUCUCAACUGCUCAUAAUGCAGCUUCACACAACUUGCUCACUGCUCACUUCUGUGUCCUAAAAUUGGUGCUUUUUUAUAAUAGGAACAGUUUCACAGUACUAUGUGAGCUAUUACAUGUACAAGUGCUCAAUGAGUUAUGAAGACAUAUUUCUCUUAAUCCGACUUACUCAGUUCAUGUAAAAGGCCGCCAUCAUGAAGAACAUAGGAAUUUUUAAACAGUGUUUCUGUUUUUAUAUCAUUCUUAUACUAUCAAAACGUUGUUAGUGUAUGCGUCUUUAUCAAGAAGUCUAUAGGAGCUCUAGAACCUAGUAAUGAUUUGUCACAGAACAGAAACGUUACUCAAGAAGAGAACAGUAUACAUGUAUGGAAUACAGUAGCACAACUCCACCCACAGGGUAUACCAAAUAAAAACACACAUUAUGUGUAUUCUGCUGUUCUUUAGUAAACUUAUCAUUCUCCUCUUGGUCAUCACUGUUCUUUGCGAGCGAUUGUUGUGAAACACUGUAAAAUGUUAUUCAGGGUAAUAUAUGACUGUAAGGACAAAAAUUAUGAUACCAGUAGCAGCAAUCUUUUGGAGGAAAGAAAGUUGCAAAGUUUCAGAUGUAACAUAUGACAGAUAUAUUUAUAAAUUAAAUCCUUCCCAAGUAUUUCCUCCCACGUUUAGAGUAGCUAUAAUACCCCAGUAACAUAUAAAUAUCUUUUCAAGGUGAAUGGAAUCUUCAGUGGCCAUGCUGACCAAAAAUAAAUGUCAUGUACUAAAUAGUUUGACCUCUUCCAGAUAUUGACACGUCAUAAUGCUAUUGUUAUUAUUAUUAUUUUUAUUUAAAUUACUCUGUAGAGAAAUAGGUGUCAUGGAUCACUCCUAACCUUAGUUGGAACACCAAAAGCUACUCCCUUUAGUGUAAGAGACAUGUAGAAAAAUGUUUCAUAUAACAAUUUGCUUUACUCAGUUACACUAAUGGUGAAUCCUAUAGCUGUCACGGAUAUGAAAUUUGAAAAUAUGAAUAAUUAUUGGGGUUAUUUUUAAAACUAUGGAACUUAGGUGAAUACAUCAGUGUAAAGUUUUUUGGAAGUGUUAUCUUAUUAAUGAAGUGGCAUAUCAGAUAUUACUGAUAUUGCCGAAGUCAGAAACACAACUGUGGUUUCUUGAUAACAAAUCAAAUUGGAGUAGUGUGGACUAAAAUUAUUCACCUUCAGAAAUGUGGUGGAUGAAUUAUACAGUUCCUGUAGAAUUGUGUCUCCAGGCAUUCAUUGACAUUAUCUCUAUGUAUUCACUCUCAUAAGCUUCAUUUUCGAAAUAAAAAAGUGUAUGCAAAGUCUUUUUCCAAGCCUCAGAUUUAAUUUUCUACAUAGGAAUUUAAUGGAACUGGGUGACAGUUUUUAAAAAGUCCAAAAUUAUAUUUACUACACUAGUUUCCUUAAAUGGAAGAAAUUGUUUUUCUAUGUAGAAGCCCUACACGUCUGUUACACAAAAUGAUAAAAUGAACAGUCUUUCAAAGACACAGAUUUCCUUAUUAAAUUUUAGCAGAAUUUCUGUUUCAAAGAUUGAUUGUUUUAAUGGUUAUUUAAUAUUAUUACCACUAUUACUAUUUAUUUGUACAUUUUAUGUACUGAACUAUGGAGAACAGGAAACUGAAUAUGUGUAUUUAUGAUUGUCAUUGAAACAAGAAUAAUUAUUUGUUUUUAUUAAAGGACAAUGUACAAGUGUU
This is a messenger RNA of Schistocerca gregaria, 10465 nucleotides long. RefSeq names its product B-cell lymphoma/leukemia 11B (gene Cph). The transcript has 7 exons. Gene Ontology annotation, molecular function: DNA-binding transcription factor activity; RNA polymerase II cis-regulatory region sequence-specific DNA binding. Gene Ontology annotation, biological process: regulation of transcription by RNA polymerase II. Lineage: Eukaryota; Metazoa; Arthropoda; Insecta; Orthoptera; Acrididae. The coding region runs from base 597 to 4685 and encodes 1362 amino acids. The record is from RefSeq and is a predicted model, not a curated record. Gene Ontology annotation, cellular component: nucleus.